Messenger RNA from Beta vulgaris subsp. vulgaris (sugar beet), 945 nucleotides. Its product is annotated as nudix hydrolase 2. The record is from RefSeq and is a predicted model, not a curated record. The transcript has 8 exons. Gene Ontology annotation, molecular function: NADH pyrophosphatase activity; ADP-ribose diphosphatase activity; NAD binding. NCBI's taxonomy places the organism in Eukaryota, Viridiplantae, Streptophyta, Magnoliopsida, Caryophyllales, Amaranthaceae. The coding region runs from base 1 to 945 and encodes 314 amino acids.
AUGAGUAUUGAUGGAUUGAAGUUCUUACCUUUAAUUUUCUUUUCUCCCUUCCUUUGCUUGUUAGCUUUGGCUAAGCUUAAAAAAAUUAUUGGAAGUAGGCAGACUCCGACAAGACAUCAAUUCAUCUCGAGUUUUUCGAGAUCAUCACAGGUUUCGGAUAGACUACUUCCAGCAAGAGAAGAUGAGCAUGGAGGUCUAAUUGUGGACAUUCAGGAGCCCAUGAACUCUUACCACUUCGCGUCUUCCCUUAGAUCUUCCCUUUCGUACUGGAGGCAACUGGGUAAAAGAGGGGUGUGGAUUAAACUUCCUAUACAACAUUACAAUCUUAUUGAAGCUGCUGUCAAGGAAGGAUUUAAUUACCAUCAUGCAGAAGCAAGAUAUUUGAUGUUAACAAAGUGGCUCCCUCUAGAUGAACCCAGUGCGCUUCCAGCAAAUGCAUCUCAUCGCGUGAGUGUUGGUGCUCUUGUCGUCAACCACAAGAAAGAGGUACUAGUGGUUCAAGAGAAGAAUGGAAUGUUAAGAGGAAAGGGAGUGUGGAAGUUCCCUACCGGAACGAUCAACGAGGGUGAGGACAUUUGUGCUGCGGCUGUGCGAGAAGUUAAAGAAGAAACUGGCAUUGAAACUAAAUUUGUGGAAAUGCUGACGUUCAGAGAACACCACAUGGCAUUUUUCCAAAAGUCGGAUCUUUUCUUUGUAUGUUUGCUGCAACCCUUGUCCUUCAACAUCCAAGUUCAGGAAUCAGAAAUUGAGGCAGCUCAGUGGAUGCCCUUCCAAGAAUAUGCAGCGCAGCCUUUUGUUAAGAAAUAUGAGCUCCUGAGGAACAUGGUUAAAAUUUGCAAGGCAAGUAUCAAAGGUCAAUAUUCAGGGUUUCCUGCAGUGGCUAUCAAACCAAGCUUUAGAGAUGGAAGGGACUGCAUCUACUUCAAUAACCAGGCUUCCAAAUGA